AUGGAUAACAACCUGUGGACCCGCCGCACAAACUCUGGCAAGCUUUCACUCUCGACGAAUGGCAGUCCCGCGCCGGGCGGUGACACUAGCCGUAACGGCUCCUUCGCCAAACGAUUCGGCGGCGAUACGUCCUCACACGGCGGCAAGUCAAAUCCCUUCAACAACGUAACGACUCCCAGUGCUGGCGGCAUGGCGUCGCCUACGGCGGGUGCGGCCAACGCCUUUGGUCUUGGCUCCGGCGCCUUCGCUUCCUUCGGCUCCGCCAAGACGCCCAAGUCUCCAGGUAACCCGUUCGACCUCGCCAUGAGCAAGAUCGGCGCGAAGCCCGGUGGCACGUCGUUGCACGACCCGGCCGCCAAAGCCCCGUCCGUUGCCUCCAUCCCCGAGAAAAAGGCCCUGGGCUCCCAGCCCGUAUCGGCCCGGACAUCCUCCGAGACGCUGCGCGUCCACCCCCUCAAGUACGAGUGGGUGACGUGGUGUCGGCCGCCUCAACCCAAAGGCCAGCCGUACCAGGAGUACGCCAAGUCGCUGACGCCCAUGAUCCACUGCAACACCGUCGAGGAGUUCUGGGUCGGCUACCCCCAUCUCAAGCGCCCGUCCGAGCUGUCGGUCGGCUGGGAAUACCAUUUCUUCAAACGGGGCAUCCGCCCCAUCUGGGAGGACGAGGAGAAUAGGAGCGGCGGCAAGUGGGUGCUGCGGCUCAAGAAGGGCAUCGUCGACCGCUACUGGGAAGACACCGUGUUUGCGCUUCUCGGCGAGGCCUUCAUCGACGCCAGUGAGGAGGUGUGCGGUGGUGUCGUGAGCGUCCGAAACGGCGAGGACAUCAUCAGCAUCUGGACGCGCUCGACCGGCGGCCGCGUGUUGAGGAUUCGUGAAACGUGGAAGUCGUACCUCAAGUGCCCCCCCAACACGCAGUUUGAGUUCAAGUCGCAUGAUGAGAGCAUCCAGCACCGCGCCGCCAUCGAGGAGUCCCGCCGCGAGAAGCAGCAGGACAAGCGCGGCAAGCAGGCCACGGACGAACAGAAGCCCGCCGCGUCCUGA
Molecule: messenger RNA, 1041 nt
Organism: Colletotrichum graminicola M1.001
Lineage: Eukaryota; Fungi; Ascomycota; Sordariomycetes; Glomerellales; Glomerellaceae
Product: eukaryotic initiation factor 4E
Exons: 3
Coding region: 1-1041 (346 amino acids)
Biological process (GO): translational initiation
Cellular component (GO): eukaryotic translation initiation factor 4F complex; cytoplasm
Molecular function (GO): RNA 7-methylguanosine cap binding; translation initiation factor activity
Source: RefSeq, a predicted model, not a curated record